This is a messenger RNA of Hevea brasiliensis (rubber tree), 694 nucleotides long. RefSeq names its product histidine-containing phosphotransfer protein 2. NCBI's taxonomy places the organism in Eukaryota, Viridiplantae, Streptophyta, Magnoliopsida, Malpighiales, Euphorbiaceae. Gene Ontology annotation, cellular component: cytoplasm; nucleus. Gene Ontology annotation, biological process: phosphorelay signal transduction system; cytokinin-activated signaling pathway; phosphorylation. Bases 1 to 507 code for a protein of 168 amino acids. The transcript has 7 exons. The record is from RefSeq and is a predicted model, not a curated record. Gene Ontology annotation, molecular function: histidine phosphotransfer kinase activity; protein histidine kinase binding.
AUGACUGCAUCCCUGGUCCUAGAUUCUGGCAAGUUGCCACUUAUGGAGCUCAUGUUGAUGGAGCUUAUUUAUGCCAAGUGGUUGUGGCUUAACCAUGCCAUAAGGGAUUUUCCUUUUUCUUCCCUCCUUCCAUGGGCUAACCUGAAUCUCUUCCUUAAUUGGCAGGGAAUCAAUUCAUUUACAAAGUUGAUCAACACAUACUGCUUGGAUGUGGAAGCAAUCUUAUCUGAGCUUGCAAGCAACACGGAUCUUCCUGAAGUUAAUUUUUCUCACUUGGAAACACUAGCCCACCAAGUGGAGGAGAAGAGCAUGUAUAUUGGCGCUGAGCAUGUGAGGCUUGCAUGUGCUGGUCUCAUUCAGGCUUGUCGGCAGAUGCACAAGAGAAAUUUCUGCUGUGCACUUAGCUGGACAGAGUGUGAAUUUACUCGUACCCGGAACAAGUUUCAGGCCUGUGUUCAGAUGGAAUGGAAGAUUAUGAGGCUUGAGAGCAAAAAGCGACAGAAGUAAAUAUUUAUCAGCUGUCAUGUUCCUUGAUUCGUGUGCAAGAAAAUGUGUUAAUAACUUAUGCAGUUUGUUGUGGAAAUGAUACUAGGUAGAAUAUAAGAUCUACUGCAGUUUAUACAUUUGGACCUGCUGCUUCAUGCAGUUUGUGCUUUAUCAGGAAAUGCCAUAUUAGGAAUGAUGCUUCUGUUUA